This is a messenger RNA of Myodes glareolus (Bank vole), 710 nucleotides long. Lineage: Eukaryota; Metazoa; Chordata; Mammalia; Rodentia; Cricetidae. The record is from RefSeq and is a predicted model, not a curated record.
UGGUUGAUUGACACACCUAGUAUGAAUGUUUUUCCUCAGAAAACAGACACAAAAGGACGAAGAACAUGAAAAUUCAUAAAAAUUGAAGUGCUACGACGAAGAAAUUCGAAGAGAUACGAUGAAAGGACGCGGACUGACUGAGCAAGUCGAGGCCUGAGGGAAAUGAGGUGCAGUCUGAGAAGUGGUCCAGCUGUUUGCUCGUUCAGGACUACAGUUCUUUGAAGCUCCUUUCCCUGCUGCCCGAGCCCAGCCGCUAGUCCUCUGUGUCCCACACACACACACUGCUCACUCCCAGCCAGGAUGGCGUCUUGUCUGACCCUGCACAUGGUGCUGCUGCUCAUCUCUGGGGUCCUAGCCCCUGCGGUGCUCACAGCAGAGGGUCCCCAGGUGCCCAGUCCCACCCUGUGGAACGAGCCCAUUGAAUUGCCAUCCGGUGAGGGUCCUUUGGAGAGCACCAGCCACAGCCAGGAAUUUGCAGCCUCAGGCCCACCGUUCCCCACCUCUGCCCCAGGACCAGAGGACAACAGCCCUCCUGCAGGGGUGGACCAGGACGCAGGAUCGCUUGGGCCUGGAGCCAUUGCAGCCAUCGUGAUCGCCGCCCUUUUGGCCACCUGCGUAGUGCUGGCACUCGUGGUCGUUGCGCUGAGAAAGUUUUCUGCUUCUUGAAGCCAAUAAAGAGCUGCGCAGGCCCGCCCGCGGCGACUCUGCAA